Molecule: messenger RNA, 1854 nt
Organism: Colletotrichum scovillei
Lineage: Eukaryota; Fungi; Ascomycota; Sordariomycetes; Glomerellales; Glomerellaceae
Exons: 2
Coding region: 1-1854 (617 amino acids)
Source: RefSeq, a predicted model, not a curated record
AUGACUGCUAUCAAUUCAAUCACCACCAAAUACGAAGCUGAGCGAGACAAGAGAUUCAUCGCCAUCUCUGACAACCAAGGAGACCGUAUCAACUUCAGGACUAGUUCGUUGAUGAACGACUUUAGUCGUGACCCUUGGGCCGACUACGACGCCCUCGCCAAGGAAACUCCGCCUCUGAGUGAUGGUUCCGAGAUCCGUUUCCUGAUCCUUGGUGCCGGCCAUAAUGGUAUACUUUUUGCCUACCAAUUGGUCGCGGCUGGAUUCAAUCCGGCUGAUAUCGUCAUUGUGGACGAGGCUGGCGGCUUUGGCGGCACCUGGUAUUGGAAUCGCUAUCCAGGCCUGACCUGCGAUGUGGAAGGCUACUGCUACUUGCCACUUCUCGAGGAGACAGGAUUCGUUCCCAAGCAUCGCUACUCGAAGGGCCAAGAGAUCCGUCAGAACGGCGCCGAAUGGGACGACGGCCAGAAGCGUUGGAUUGUCACAAUGAGCCGCAAUAUGUGCCCUCAAUAUCAGCAUCUCAACGGCGAUUUUGUUGUUCAGGCACAGUUUCUCAUGCCCGCCGGUGGCCUCUUCUACUCGCCGAGCGCACCUGAUGCUCCUGGUCUCAGCGUAUUCGUGAAGAACCGGGAAAUUUUCCACACCGCUCGCUGGAACUACGAAUACACCGGCGGAUCUCAGGACCAACCUGACUUGGUCAACCUCAAGAACAAGAGAGUGGGUAUCAUUGGCACCGGCGCGACCGCUGUUCAGGCUGUCCCCGAGCUGGCCAAAUGGUCGAAGCAGCUCUACGUGUUCCAGCGCACGCCCUCGUACUGUGGACCAAGAGAGCAAGUCGAGACGACCCCGGAAAGCUGGGACAUUGUAGCUGGCCGGCCAGGCUGGCAGGCCGAUCGGAUGAGAAACCUGAACAAGUUUCUUAACGACCACCCGGAGGUAACUCCUGCCGAUGACCUCGUCAAAGACGGAUGGAGUAAUGCACGCACGUUCGCUGGACUUAUUGGAAGCCCCCGGGCGAAAGAUAUCACCCCCGAAAACGUCCCUCAGCAUCUCCAGCGGAUGUUGGAACUCGACGCGGGGAUCUCAAGUGAGCUCCGCAAGCACGUCGAGCGCGAGGUUGCCGACCCGGAACUAGCUGAAAAACUGAAGGCCUGGUACCCCGGCUGGUGUAAGCGUCCGACAUUUCAUCAAGAUUACCUCAAGUCUUUCAACCGUCCAAACGUCAGUCUCGUUGAUACCGAUGGUCAGGGUAUCUCUGGUUAUACUGAGAAAGGCGUUUUGGUCGGUAAGGGCGACUUGGCCAAAGAGUACGAGGUUGACGUUCUCGUACUUGCGACAGGUUUCGCAACGACGACUGCCGUCGAUGGAGACCCAGCCCAAGUACUGAACAUGCCAAUCCGGGGGCGCAACGGUCGCGAUCUGACGGAGAAAUGGCAAAGCGAUGAGUUCGCCACUUUCAUGGGCGUGGCUACACACGACUUUCCUAACCUACUAUUCUUUACCGCAAAGGGUGCCACUUCCUCGGCAAACACGACCUACCCGUACACCGUCGGAGGCAGAUUAGUCGCUCACAUUGCCAAGUCUGCCUGCGAGAAUGCUUCUGAUAUCAACAGGGUUGAGGUCGAGGUCAGCAAGGAGGCGGAGAAAAGCUACACGGAGAGCUUGAAGCCUUACGCUUCAUGGUAUGCUCCUGUGGUAUCCUGCACCCCAACGUACUUUAUGGAUUACAAGGAUCCCAAGAAAGAGAAAAGGACAAAGGAACCCUCGGUGGGCUUUAGUAUGGGGGCUGUGGCUUUCGAACAAGUUGUAGACAAGUGGGCUGAUGGUAGCUUGAAAGGGUUUGUGGUGCAAGGCUGA